Adineta steineri is the source of this 906-nucleotide messenger RNA. Lineage: Eukaryota; Metazoa; Rotifera; Eurotatoria; Adinetida; Adinetidae. The record is from the annotation of a GenBank genome assembly.
AUGAAUGCUAAGAAUAUUAAUUUUAAUGAUGUUCGUUAUGCACAAGAAUAUUUUUAUCCAUAUUUUUCUCAUCGAACAAUGAGCGUUAGUGAAACAUAUGUUGCUUUAGUAUUUGGUUUGCUAGAUCCUAAAUCUCUAGCACCGAUAAGGAUUUUUGAAGUUGAAGGGCAUUCUUAUUGUAUUGAUACACGUCGUCUCACAAUUGCCAAAGAAUUACAACAAAGAAAUAAAUUAGAUGUUCUAGAAAACUUUCCUGUUCAAUAUAUGCUUAUUAACGAUGAAGAGUCUGCGCGGCAAUAUUGGAAUCUUGUUAAUUGCCGUUUACCAGCAAUGAAGAAAAGCGGUCUAGACGGUUCAACAAUUCGACUUGAAUCUGAACCAGAUUACAUGUGUUGUUUUAAUAAAGGAACAAAUACCUUUCGAUCUGAUCUCGAGCAACAUAUUAUUCAGAAACAUUUAAACAUGCGGGUACAGACGUUCAAGAACUUAAAUAUUUAUAAAUGUUACAAAUGUGAUAAACAAGGACAUAUAUUUGCAAGAAAACGAUCAACACAAAGUGUUUAUGAAAUUUUCCGAAAAUGUGCAUGUUCAGAGUAUGAAUCGAAUAAAAUUCAUAAAAUGCAAGUACCUUGGACAGAAGUCACUUUUGCUGAAUUAUGUAACAAGAUUCUCGAGUUAAAACAAUCUUUAAUUCGUUCAAAUCAAUUGAAACGCAGUAUCAAUCAACCAAGUGCAAGUCAUCAAUUCUCAAGAAACAAAGAUACUGAAUAUUUUAUGACACCAUGUUUUAUAUUCACAUUAAUUAUAGCUAUAUGCAUUGCUCUAGCGUAUAUACUUACUUCCAAAUGGCCUAAAACACAUCAUAAUUAUGUUGACAUAGACCAUUCUAAAACUACAAUUGUCUAA